AUGUACUCCAAGCAACUCCAAACGGCGGCGCCGGGUAUCCUACUGGUUGAAGAAGCCGGCGAGAUUCUCGAGAGUCACAUCUUGACGGCAAUGACCCCGAGCACGAAACAGCUUAUCCUGAUCGGUGACCACAAACAGCUUCGACCAAAGGUGACAAACUAUAAUCUCACCGUCGAGAAGGGCGAUGGAUAUGAUCUCAAUCGUUCCAUGUUUGAGCGACUUGCCUUGUCAGGCUUUCCUCACACAGUCUUACAAAGGCAACAUCGAAUGUGCCCCGAGAUUUCCAGCUUUGUUCGGGCUCUAACAUAUCCUGACCUUCUUGAUGCAGACUCUACUACUUCUCGUGAGCCUCUUCGCGGUAUUCGAAAUCGUGUGAUUUUCAUCAAGCAUGAGAAACAAGAGCUUGCAUCGAUGAUGGCGGAUCGAAGGGAUCAGGGCGCCACUGUCAGCAAACAGAACGAGUUCGAGGCUCAUCUGACGUUGAGUGUGGUCAAGUAUCUCGCACAACAGGGCUACGGCGCGUCCGAUCAAGUGGUUCUUACGCCAUAUCUAGGACAAUUGAAUCUCCUGCGCGGGGAACUUGCCAAAGAUAACGAUCCUGUUCUGAACGACUUGGAUGCCUUCGAUCUCGUCAAAGCUGGCGUGAUGUCUACCGCAAAUGCUGCCCAGAACAAGCGGCAGAUUCAUUUGUCCACCAUUGGUAAGAAGAGUCCUGAUAGUGAACAGACGGGUGCUCAUAUGUUACAGACAAUUAUCAAGGCGAGGAGAGCGAUAUAGUCAUUGUCAAUCUCACUCGAUCCAACCCCGACGGAGAUAUCGGCUUCAUGGCAUCCCCGGAGCGACUGAAUGUCAUGCUUUCUAGAGCCCGAAAAGCAUUGAUCAUCAUCGGUAACCCAGUGACAUUCACUAGCAGCCGCAAGGGAGGAGAAUUGUGGAACAGUUUCUUUGGCUUGCUCGCUGAAUCAAACAGCAUCUUCGACGGUCUACCCGUCCGUUGCGAGCGGCACCAAGACCGCGAAAUGGUCUUGUCUCAGCCUUCUGACUUCGAACUGUAUUGUCCCGAUGGAGGUUGUUCUGCACCGUGGUAAGUUUCAGAUUUCGUCUAAAAGCCACAGAUACAUUGCGGGACCUCACUCACUGUAAAAUCUUCUCCGAGGGAAAGACAAAGCUGACUGGUGCUGAUAGUGGAGCUCAAUUAGCCUGUGGAGUUCAUACAUGUCCACAGAAAUGUCAUCGGCGCACAGAUCACUCGAAAAUGAAGUGCCCUGAGCUAGUUCGAGAUAAGUGUCCCAAGGGGCAUAUACUUACGAGGAAAUGCUCUGAUGGACAUCCUGCUUCUUGCCAUAUCUGCGAUGCUGAAAUCCGCGUCAAAGCCGAGCGUCAAGCAAGAGAUCUCAAACUGGAGCAAGCUCGACAAGAGAAGCAGCGCAUGUAUAGCCAGCAAUUGGCGGAACUGCAAGAUGAGAUUGAUCACCACCGGGGUUUGGCAAGAGAGAAAAGAGAGCGAGAAGAUCAGGAGCAUCAAAUCAAUCAGCACCGCAAAGACUUGGAAGCCGCAAAGGUUCAGGCAGCCAAGCGUGAGGCUGCUAGCCGUGCUGCUGCGACUUCAAGACGAGACAGCGCACAGGCAGCCACAACGUCUCAGAACGACAACUUGCAAGCCAAGGCUGGUGUAACUCAGCAGACUGGUGAUAUGGAGGGGGAGCACUCGCCUCUGCCAGAAUCCGAUGCUCGUGAUGACUGGGAGGCUCAGAAGGCCUCUGAGGGCUGUCAGAACGAAGCAUUAGACAAGCUCAUGGAGAUGAUUGGGCUCGAAGGCGUCAAAGAACAGUUUCUUGAAAUCAAGUCGAAGAUCGAUCUUGCAAUCCGUCAAGACCUGGAUAUUGGCACAGAGCGUUUCGGUGCCGCCUUGCUUGGGAAUCCUGGAACAGGUAAGCUCUUCACUCCAAGGCCAGAGAGGCAAAAGUCAGCCCGCUGACCUAAGACAGGCAAGACAACGGUCGCAAGACUGUAUGCCAAGUUCUUGACUUCUGUUGGUGCAUUGCCUGGUGAUCAUUUUGCCGAGACUACAGGCGCCAAACUUGCCAACGACGGCGUCAAGGGCUGCGAAAAAUUACUAGAAACCAUCAAGAAUGCGGGGGGAGGCGCGUUGUUCAUCGACGAGGCCUAUCAGCUAACGUCUGGUGCUCAUUUUGGUGGACCCGCUGUUCUAGAUUUCUUGCUUGCCGAAGUCGAAAACCUGACGGGAAAAGUUGUCUUCAUCUUGGCUGGAUAUAACAAGCACAUGGAGAAGCUCUUUGCGCAGUGAGUGACAGCGUCUUUGACUUGCUGUGAACACCGCUAAUGACAAUAGCAAUCCUGGACUGCCAAGUCGAUUCCCAAGAGAAUUCCAGUUUGCUGACUAUCAGGACCACGAGCUUCUAGAGAUCCUGCAAUUCAAUAUAUCCAAAAGAUAUGAGGGUCGUAUGAAGGUGGAAGAUGGGCUACGAGGACUAUACGCUCGUAUCUUGGUAAAACGACUUGGCCGAGGACGCGGCAAAGAAGGCUUUGGGAACGCUCGAGCAGUGGAGAAUGCGGUUGCAAAAGUGGCCUCUCGUCAGGCGAAACGUGUCCGAAAACAGCGCAAAGCUCGAAAGUCUCCAGACGAUAUGCUCUUUACGAAGGAGGACUUAAUUGGACCUGAGCCCACUGAUGUGCUCUCAAAGGACCCUUCCUGGAUUAAACUCCAGAAGAUGAUUGGCUUGAGUUCUGUCAAGGAAUCUGUGAAGGCGCUACUGGACAGCUUGCAAUUCAACUAUCAGCGCGAACUAAACGAGGAGCCGAUCGUUGAUUUCAGCCUCAACAAGGUCUUUCUUGGGUCUCCUGGAACGGGCAAGACGACAGUUGCAAAGCUUUAUGGUCAGAUCUUAGCCGACAUUGGCAUGCUCUCCAGUGGUGAAGGUAAGUUUCGUAGAAUGUUGCAAACCAUGGAAUUGGCUGAUGAUGUCGUACAGUCGUCGUCAAGAAACCCGCGGACUUCGUUGGAGGUGUCCUUGGUGCAUCGGAAGCGAAUACCAAAGGCAUCCUCGACGCGGCAAUCGGUAAAGUACUAGUCCUCGAUGAGGCCUACGGGCUAUACGGAGGUGCCCAGAAUACCGGUUCCGAUCCAUACCGAACCGCAGUCGUCGAUACUAUCGUCGCCGAGGUGCAGAAUGUUCCCGGCGAUGACCGAUGCGUCCUACUCCUUGGCUACAAAGAGCAGAUGGAAGAGAUGAUGCAGAACUCUAACCCUGGCUUGGCACGUCGGUUUCCAAUCGACUCAGGCUUUCACUUCCAGGAUUUCACGGACGACGAGAUGGCCCUCAUCCUGGAUAUGAAGCUCAAGGAACAACAUUUCAGCGUCACAGAUGCAGCAAGAACAGCGGCUUUGGAAGUGCUGCGCAGGGCUCGCAAUCGUCCUCAUUUUGGCAAUGCAGGAGAGGUCGACAUUCUCCUCAACGAUGCAAAGAUGCGGCAACAGAAGCGUAUUUCUAAAGAUACCUCGGCACCAAGAGCCAUAUUCGAGGCGCGAGACUUCGAUCCUGAUUUCGACAGGGGCGAACGCGCGGUGACCAACAUUGGAAUCCUGUUCCGUGACACAGUUGGCUGUGAAAGUGUCGUGGCCCAGCUCCAGAGCUAUCAGACCACUGUCGCGAACAUGAAGAAGAUGGAUAUGGACCCUCGAGAGCAAAUACCGUUUGCGUUCCUCUUCCGCGGUCCGCCUGGGACCGGCAAGACCACAACUGCGAAGCGCAUGGGCAAAGUAUACUACGACAUGGGCUUCUUAGCCUCAGCAGAGGUUGUCAGCUGCUCGGCAUCAGAUCUAAUCGGCGAGUACGUUGGUCAGACUGGGCCCAAGACGAGAAAACUUCUUGAGUCCGCUUUGGGCAAGGUGCUCUUUAUAGAUGAAGCGUAUCGCUUAGGCGCCGGUCACUUUGCCCAGGAAGCCAUGGACGAAUUGGUGGACUGCAUGACGAAAGACCAGUUUUUCCGCAGACUGAUCAUCAUCUUGGCGGGCUACGACGCUGACAUCAACCGUUUGAUGUCAAUGAAUCCCGGUUUGACUUCACGGUUUCCCGAGGCCAUGGUCUUCACUCCUCUGAAACCAAACGAGUGCUUCGAUCUGCUGCAAAAGGAACUCCGCAAGAAGAAAUGUCUCGAUACCUCUAUUCUGGACGAGCCGCAAGCCAGCUUCCGAACGCAUAUCAUGGAAAAGUUCGAACUCCUCGCAAAACUUGACAAUUUCGCCAAUGCGAGAGAUGUCCAGACUUUGGCAAAGGAUAUCUUCGGCUCUCUCGUAAAGAACUCUAUGGCCAGCAAAGGUCAACAACUCUACGUCGGUGAAAAGCACGUCAUGGAAGCAAUGGAGCGCAUGAUCGAUGAGAGAUUGAAGCGUUCUUUAGACGCUGUCAAUGCGGUUUCAAGGGACCAAGAAAUGACCAACUGCGCAGACCCGCCGGCGCGGCACCGGAAACAGCAGAAUCAGAGUACCUCGAUAUCACAAGGAACUGCAACCGCAACGGAGGCGAAAAUAGAGCAAACGAGUUCCCAACAGGAAGAUACAGAGGAUGCUUCCGAAAGCCAGGGAGGCGACAGUGGUGGCUCUGACAAGCCCACUAUGGAAGCCCAGCGAGACGCCGGUGUCAGCGAUGCCAUUUGGAAUCAACUCCAACUCGACAAAGCGAGGGAAGAAGAAGCUGAGCGGGAGUUCCAGCGUUUGCAAGACGAAGAAAGAAAGCUGAAAGAGUGGUUAAAGGCUUGCGCGGAUGCGAAGCGGCGGAAGGAAUUGGAAGAACUGGAAAGAGAGAGGAAAGCUUUGGAGGAGGAGCAACGACGGCUUGAAGAACAGGGUAAGGAAUUGGAAGAGGUGGAAAGAAAGAGAAAGGCUUUGGAGGAGCAACGACGACGAGAAGCAAAAGUGGAAAGAGAGAGAAAAGCUUUGGAGGAGCAACGAGGACUAGAAGCAAAGAGGAAGGAAUUCGAAGAACUGGAAAGAAAGAGAGAAGCUUUGGAGGAGCAACGAGCACGAGAAGCAGAGGUGAAGGAACGGUUGAUGAGGAUGGGUCGUUGUCCUGUGGGGUAUGGAUGGAUCAAGCAGCAGGAAGGAUACAGGUGUGCGGGCGGAUCACAUUAUUUGCCUGAUGCACAAGUUAAUGCUAUGCUUCAAUGA
Molecule: messenger RNA, 5188 nt
Organism: Lecanosticta acicola
Lineage: Eukaryota; Fungi; Ascomycota; Dothideomycetes; Mycosphaerellales; Mycosphaerellaceae
Source: the annotation of a GenBank genome assembly